AUGCCUUUGGGAAUUUUAGAAGACACCAAACUGGAGAACGUUCCGGGUACUGCACCCUUGAACGAGUUUGGCCAGGACAACGCCUACUCAGGCAUCGACCCUGCUCUCCUGAAACAUGACCAGACGGGCAAAAUCGUGCUUGUCCCUCAACCAUCGGAUUCACCCAAUGAUCCCUACAAUUGGCCGCGAUUGAAGAAGGAGCUCUUCACUGUCGCGUUCGGCUGGGGUUGUGGUUGCACAGGAGCUGUCGGUCCCCUUCUAGGAGCAGCCUUCGUCCCUCUUGCUGAACAGUUUGGCGUCCCUCUUAACACUUUUGUCUCCGGUGUGCAAGGGAGUACAAUCGCCGCCGUUGCUGUGGGAAGUUUGUUGUUCAACUGUCUCGCAGUCAAGUAUGGCAAACGUCCAAUCUAUCUGAUUACGACCAUCGGAAUGAUGGUAGCAUGUUUCUGGGCUGCUGCGGCCAAAAGCUUCGCUUCAUUAGUAGCAGCGCGUGUCCUCAGUGGUUUAUGUAUGGGUCCGUUCGAGGCAUUAGUUCCGGCGUCUAUUGGAGAUGUCUGGUUUGUCCAUGAACGUGGUUUUCGUACAGCCAUUUUUAAUCUCGGGGUGCUAGGCGGUAUUAAUCUUGCGACUCCUAUAGCCGGAGCCGUCAUCCAGUAUGGGGAUUAUAAAAUCUGUCUGAACGGGAUGGGCGGUGCCUUUGCGUUAGCCCUCAUCAUGGUAUUCUUCUGGAUGCCAGAGACCGCAUACGUACGCACAGAUGCAUUGAGCAUUGAUGCCGGCUAUGACCUCAGCUCACUAGAAAACAAACCAAACGCCAAACACCUUGAAGCCUCAGGAAACCCAGUGUCAGCAUCAGAGAAUGAACCGCGCAUCUCAUACUUGCGUGAACUUCUCCCGUACAGCGGCUAUGUCAACCACAUUUCCUUCUGGAACACACUCAUCCGUCCUGCCUACCUCGUUGCUUCUCCCGCAGUUGUAUGGGCUGUCAUCCUCUUCACAACCUGUAUCUCGUGGCUAGUCCUUAUCUCGCUCACCAUCUCUCAAAUUUUCUCCGCCCCGCCAUACAGCUUUUCCGUCGGUGCAGUCGGCGCCACUAACGUCUCGUCCUUCGUCGCGUCUCUUAUCGGGACCCUCGUUGCAGGUCCCCUGGUCGACGGUGUUGCGAGCAGGCUCUCCAAAAUCAACCAAGGAAUUUUCGAACCCGAAUUCCGCCUUCCCGUCAUGGUUACUUACCUUUUCUUCACCGCAACCGGCUUCUUCGCUUGGGGCCAGUCCCUCUACGCCGUCGACCCCUGGCCGGUCCCUGUAAUCGUAUGUCUGGGCCUCAUCAACCUUGGCGUGCAACUUGGCACCACGGGGGUCGUAACGUACGUCGUCGACUGUCACCGUGAGAAAGCAAGCGAGGCUUUUGCGACGAUGAACUUUGUCAAAAACAUUUUUUCCUUCGGUCUGACCUUCUACGUUAAUGGGUGGAUCGAGACUCAGGGUGUCAGGAAUUGUUUCUUUACCAUUGGCGGUAUUACGAUUGGGGUUACUCUACUAACUGUGCCGAUGUAUAUCUGGGGGAAGAGGAGUCGGAGUUGGGUGCAUCGGCAUCGGAUUGCGGAGAGAUUGUAA
Molecule: messenger RNA, 1617 nt
Organism: Aspergillus puulaauensis
Lineage: Eukaryota; Fungi; Ascomycota; Eurotiomycetes; Eurotiales; Aspergillaceae
Exons: 5
Coding region: 1-1617 (538 amino acids)
Biological process (GO): transmembrane transport
Molecular function (GO): transmembrane transporter activity
Source: RefSeq, a predicted model, not a curated record